Molecule: messenger RNA, 3908 nt
Organism: Panicum virgatum (switchgrass)
Lineage: Eukaryota; Viridiplantae; Streptophyta; Magnoliopsida; Poales; Poaceae
Product: telomerase reverse transcriptase-like
Exons: 12
Coding region: 16-3711 (1231 amino acids)
Biological process (GO): telomere maintenance via telomerase
Cellular component (GO): telomerase catalytic core complex
Molecular function (GO): telomerase RNA binding; telomeric repeat DNA binding
Source: RefSeq, a predicted model, not a curated record
CCCCCCUCCCCACGAAUGGCGCGGCGGCGCCGCCGCGCCAAUGCCGGCCGCGCUCCCCCGGAGCUCCGCCUGGCCUACGGCGCGCGGGCGCGCACCCUCGGCCGCGCCGUCCUCUCGCUCCUCCCGCCGCCGCCGCCGCCGGGCGUGCCCUGCCCCGCCUGCCGCGGCGGCGCCGGCUGCCUCGCGUGCCGCCGCUGGGCGCACCUCCUCCGCGCCGACGACCCGGUCGCGUACCGCAGCCUCGUCACCCGCGCCGUCUGCGCGGUCGCGCCAGCCGGGGCCGCGCCCGCGCCACCGCGGUACACGCCGGGGAAUGCCGGGCACUCGCAGGCCAAGCUCGUUCGGGAGACGAUCAAGUCCAUCAUGGCGGACCGGGCAUGUACAACGAAGAACGUCCUCUGCACUGGUUGCCGUGAGAUUGGCCAGACUGGAUGUGUCAGUGAGCUUGUUUCUUCUUCAUCUUGGGAUAUUCUAUUGCAUAGGAUUGGAGAUCUACUCAUGUGCUAUAUUCUCAGGCAUUCGUCAAUAUUUUUGCCUGUCAAGAAGAGUACUUUUUUUCAAGUCACUGGCCUCCCGCUCAAUGUUCUUUUGCAAAAGCCAAUAUCCACGAGUACCAUGGGAAAAAAUCAACGACCCCAAUCCACAGAACAAAGGUGUCCAAUGUUAAAUCUGUGCCGUAACCCAGACAUUGGCUGUGUCAGCAAUUCAAACGUUGCACCCGCUUCUCCAGAUACUAGUGCAUGGAAAUUCGAUACUCUACAAAGCUCUGGAAGUUAUGGUACUGCAAAAUUUACAGAGCCCAGUUGUUUAAGUGAAGGAUGCAAUCGUUCUGAAUAUCCUCUGACUAAUGGAUCAAUAAAGUGUUCCAAUUUAGAUAAUCAGAAUCCUAGGAAAAGGAAAAGGCUGUACAGUUGGCAACGCCACAGCAAACAGAAGCAGAUUUGUUCUGAGGACAGGUUGUCAACACGUUGGAGUAAAAGAAACAACAGUGAUCUCAUGGUCCAAGAUGUUUUAUUGAAGGACUCGUGUGCUACAGUGUUUGAUGAAGUGCACCCUUCGCAAUUGACAGUAGAUAAAAAUUCUUUACCAAUGAGCAGCGAUGUAAAUAGUUCACUUACUAAAGAGCCAUGUGGUGCAUUGUUCUAUGAAAAGCCACCAAGUUCCAUGUUUGGUAUUAGACCUUCCCAGGGUCACAGUACAUCAAGAAUCAAAUCUACAUGCACACAGAGUGGUCCCAUCUGCUUUGAUUGCUUAAUACUGAAUUCUUCCAAAAGUGUAUCAGUAGAUUCUUUGAUAUCAAGACAUGCUGUCUUCUAUAACCAAAGGACUUCAUAUAACACCUUCCAUGGCAACCACAUAUUAAAUAAAAAGAAAAGACCAGAUGCGUUAUCUCUUAUAAGACAUAUAUUUGGAAUCAAAGGAUGCUGUGCAAAGUUCAUGAGAUGUGACUGCCAUGGGUCUACUACAACAAAUUCUAAUUUCUUGCGUCUUUGGUUACCUGAACUAAUGAAUAAGCUCAUCAGGAAUUCUAAACGCUGCCAAUAUAAGAAACUACUUCUGAAGCAUUGUUCUGUCAAUUCUAAGGUCGCACCUAAUGUUCCCAAGAAUCAUAUCAAGGCACAAUAUUCAUAUGGAGGAAAAUCAGCUUAUGAUGAUCAAUCUUAUGUUCAAUUGGAGGCUUAUAGUACACAUCAGCAAGUAGUUUCCUUUGUCUGGGCAGUGUUGACACGAAUUAUACCAGAGCCGCUACUUGGGAACUCUUACAGCAAGAGAUUGUUAAGGAUAAACAUCUGGAAGUUCAUAAAGUUACGUAGGUUUGAAACCUUUCACUUGAGCGAUUGUAUUGGGGAGCUGAAAGUAUCACAUUAUUCUUGGAUAUCAAAUAUUGGAUUAUCUGAUUGCUUUUGUUCUGCACUAAUCGAGAAAGAAAUUGGGUUAUCAAAUGGAUCAGAGGAGCAGAAACGUCAGAAUCUUCUACAUUGUUGGAUCUGUUGGAUAUUUUCUGAUAUUGUGAUACCAUUAGUCCAGGCAUACUUUUAUGUUACAGAAAGGGAAUCAAGGCGAUAUGAUGCUUUCUAUUACUUAAAGACAGUUUGGAGACACUUAACAAGCAGUGCUAUUGCUUCCCUAAACAGACAAAACCUCAAGGUUCUGCAUGGUACUUCCAAGAAAGCAAUAAGGAAGUUAUGCUGUCCUUCAAGAGUGAGGUUUGUUCCAAAAGCAAAAGAUAUGAGACCAUUAGUAAAUCUCAAAGCUCAGUCAAAGAAUGGACUCCUCAAUAAGUGUCACCUGAUUAUUAAAAAAGUGAGGGACGAGAAUCCUGAGAUGUUUGGUUCUUCUGUUUUUGACUACAAUAAUGUACAUCAAAAACUCUACCAUUUUCUUUCUUCAGUCAGAAGUCACCUGAAGGAAAAACUCAAGAUAUAUGUUGUUGUUGCUGAUGUAUCGAAGGCAUUUGAUUGUAUUAAUCAUGAUAUGGUACUGAAAGUUGUGGAUGAUGUACUGAAAUGUGAUAACUAUGUUCUGAGGAAAUGUAAGAAAGUAGUUUGCAACAGGUCUAAGAAUGCUGUCUACCGCUUUGAUUCAAAUGUCUCUAUCAGCAACAGUAACGAUGUCUGUGAUUUCUCGGUUCAGUUAUCAUCAAGCGGUGGUAUUUUAGUUGACCAGGGGAAAAUUAGCAGCAUACGGAAGAAAGAGAUUCUGCGUCUUCUUUCUGAGCAAGUGAAGUGCAAUAUUUUUAAGAUGGGGAAAAACUUGUACUUACAACAAGUAGGCAUUGCGCAAGGAAGCAAGCUAUCUCCCAACCUUUGUUCCCUGUACUAUGGUCACCUUGAAAAUUCUGUGCUAUUAAAAUUUCUUCAUGAUUGCAAGAUUAAUUCAGAUGAGGAUGUUUUAGCAUCUAAAAGUUUAUUGAUGAGGUUCAUUGAUGAUUUUAUAUUCAUAUCGUUCUCCAAGGAAGAUGCUCUAAAUUUUAUCGAUAGGAUCAGAAGAGGCUUUGUCUACUACAAUUGCUACAUGAACGAGAGCAAAUAUGGUUUCAACUUUGAGGUUCCAAAUAGUGAGAAUUGCUGUAAUAGGAUCUACAGGGGGGAUGAUGGAUUCUCAUUCAUACCAUGGAGUGGUUUGCUUAUAAAUUGUGAAACUCUGGAAAUUCAAGCUGAUUAUACAAGGUAUCUGGGCAUCCUUAUUUCCUCCACCAUUACUGUUAAGAUGCAGUCUUCAGCAAAGUACCUUCAGGGCAAGCUAUGUCACUACAUGCGUCCAAAAUGUCACCCCAUUUUCUAUGACUCCAUGAUCAACUCACCGGGCACAGUAAGACUGAAUAUAUAUCAAUCUUUCCUGUUAUGCGCAAUGAAGUUUCAUUGUUAUCUUCGGAGCAUGGCUGGUGUCAAUAUUAGCAAACUGGAGCUACUCUAUAUAAUUAAGAGAACUCUCAGAUACAUGCACAGUCUCAUCAUUAGGCGGACCCAAGAUGUGGAGCCACACUAUAAUGUGCGUCCAGUUCUGAAGCUUAGGCGAAAAGAAACCAUGUGGCUUGGCAUAUCAGCAUUCCUUCGAGCGCUUCAGAGAAAGCAAUCACGUUACAAGGAUUUGCUGGCAUUGUUGAGAGAAGAAAUUGGGAGAUAUGGCCGCCUAGACCGUCACAAUGACGGUUUGCGCUAUGCUGUGGAUGACCUUCACUCAUCAAUGUUCUGGAAAUUUAAAUUUUAGAAGGAAACUGAGGGGGCUAGAAGGUUGCCGAAGCUACUUUUUUUUUGGCAUAAUUUUCAGUGGAUAAACAGCACUUGUGGCCAGUUGACAGAUGUGUGGUGCCAAUCAUGAUUGUGGUUUUUUUUAUUUGCUACUCACUGUUUCGUAAUGUACGUUCAUGGCGUGGACCAAAGUUCAAUCCUUCAUCCUUGGGUGUA